GCCUCAGCCGGAGUAUAAAACCGAGCGUUGGCCAGUCUGCAAAUCAUUCCACAGCUUCUCCGCUUUCGCAUCACUGUUUGGAUAUUCGCCAAGCUCCCCACGCCCACUCACCAUGGCCUUCCAGUACCUUGCCAUCCUUGCGCUCGUUGCCGCCGCCAGCGCCGGAGUUCUGCCAGCCCAGCAGCUCUACCAUGCUGCACCUGCUCCAGCUGUGGCCUAUGCUCAUGCCCCAGUGGCAGUCGCCCAUGCGCAGCCCGUUCUGGCCAAGCACGACGAUGAGUACGACCCCCAUCCCCAGUACAAAUUCGCCUACGAUGUGCAGGACGCCCUCUCCGGCGACUCCAAGAGCCAGGUGGAGGAGCGCGAUGGCGAUGUGGUCCGCGGCGAGUACUCGCUGGUGGAUUCCGAUGGCUACAAGCGCACUGUCCAGUACACCUCUGACCCAGAGAACGGCUUCAACGCUGUGGUCAACCGUGUGCCCAUCGACCACGUGAAGGUGGUCAAGGCCGUCGCUGCCCCAGCACCUCUGCCCGUUGCCUAUCACCACUAGAUGGAUAUCCGUUUCUGUCUAAUGCCAUGUAAA
Drosophila mojavensis is the source of this 583-nucleotide messenger RNA. It is a transcript of the gene Ccp84Af, whose product is annotated as larval cuticle protein A2B. Bases 113 to 550 code for a protein of 145 amino acids. Gene Ontology annotation, cellular component: extracellular matrix. Lineage: Eukaryota; Metazoa; Arthropoda; Insecta; Diptera; Drosophilidae. The transcript is spliced from 2 exons. The record is from RefSeq and is a predicted model, not a curated record.